Bacidia gigantensis is the source of this 1056-nucleotide messenger RNA. RefSeq lists its product as uncharacterized. The record is from RefSeq and is a predicted model, not a curated record. The coding region runs from base 1 to 1056 and encodes 351 amino acids. Lineage: Eukaryota; Fungi; Ascomycota; Lecanoromycetes; Lecanorales; Ramalinaceae. Gene Ontology annotation, cellular component: peroxisomal membrane; peroxisomal importomer complex. Gene Ontology annotation, molecular function: signaling receptor binding. The transcript has a single exon. Gene Ontology annotation, biological process: protein import into peroxisome matrix, docking.
AUGGCAGGGAAAGACCAAGCCGAGGACGAGAAAGGAGAGACCUAUGCGGAUUCACAGUCGUCGAACGAUCCGAGACAGACAGCCCAUCAACAUGGAGAGAGCACACCCAUUGACCUCUACGAACGGAACGCACUGCGAGAAAGUGCAGCUAAAUUUCUAGAUGACGACACCGUGCGUGAUGCACCAAUAGACAGAAAGAGAAGCUUUUUACAGUCAAAGGGCGUGCCAGAGCCGGACAUUGACAAGCUGCUCGCCAUACAUCCCAACUCCGCUUCAGAAGGAAUGGAAUCUUCCACAAAGUCGACCACUAUGUCCGAUGGAGAGAUGGCCACUGAAUCUCGAGAGGAGAACGACACAGCCCCCGGGCCUGUACCCAUCAUCACUUAUCCCGAAUUCUUGCUUCACUCGCAAAAGCCGCCACCUCUCAUCACAGCCGAUCGUCUACUCGCAGCAAGCUAUAUAGUCUCUGGCGUUGCAGCUCUGACCUAUGGAACAAGCAAAUACAUCAUUGAGCCAAUGCUCGAGUCACUAGGCUCCGCUCGCCAUGAUCUCUUCUCAACCACCUCCUCACACCUAGAGAACCUGAACAAGAAGCUAGAAACCAGUGUCUCGAAGGUUCCUGCCCUCUCCCCACCAAAUGCCAUCGACAGAGAUAUGGAGACGGAUGAUGACGUUGAAGAUGCUACAAGAUUCUUUUCAAGGACAAUAGCUACACAGACCUCCCCCAGACUAUCACGGUCCAACUCUUUGGUCGCGAGUCCCGAGAUGGAAGAGCACCCGUCGUCCAAUGAGAAGCAAGCAAGCCAAUUAUCAGAUCUGAAGGUCUCGUUGGAGGGGAUAACGCCAGGAGAAAAGUCAGAGCUAGCAGUGCAAAGCAAGCUCGAGGAAUUGAAAACGUAUUUGGAUGGGAUACGCCAUACGACCAACGUGGUUCCGUUGGGGAAGUUCCAUGGGAAGGCAGAGGAGGAUGGUGUUGUAAGGCUCAAAGCUGAGAUCAAGAGUGUCAAGGGCGUGUUGCUGAGCGCAAGGAACUUUCCGUCCGGAAUAGCGAGAUGA